CCCAUAUCCGGAGGAUGCAUUGAGUAGCUGAGCAGAUCCUCAGCCCCCAGGGGGCUGUGUGUGUGUGUGUGUGUGUGUGUGUGUACACACACUAACAAAAUUCUAGGCUUUACAGGGUGCCAGGGGUAGCCAAAGAGAGAACAUGUCUGUGCCUUGGGAAGAGUAUUUCCAGUUGAUCUUGGAAGAAAAGCUGCUGGCAGAGAAGCCUCCGGUGCAUGAGGACGGCUAUAUCAACCAUGCUACCCAACUGCUGGAGAAGAAGCGAGAGAUGGUAGAGAUGGAGGAGGCCCUGCAGGCUAAGAAGGAGGAGUUCCAGGUAAAGAUGUCAGCUCUGAAGCAGCGAAGGGAGGCACUGGACCAGAAGGAAGAUGCAUUGAAGGAGUCGAUGGUCCGCUUUGACAAGUUCCUGAAGGACACAGAGGCCAAGAAGAGCCGGGCCCUGCGCCGUGCAGAGGAAGGGCGACAGACUGCCUCCCAGAAGGAGGCUGAAGCUGCAGCAUUGAAGGAGGAAUUGAAGGGGCUCAUUCAGAGGAAGGAACAGCUGGAGCAGCAACUGCACAAAUACAGACCCUUUGCCCAGUACCUAGAGCAGGUGGUGGCCCAGUCUGAGCAGUUUGAGGAGAUCCCCGAGCUGAUGGCCCGGUUCAGUGGGUUGUCAGAAACCCGAGCCAUCCUGACUGAACAUGAGCAGGCUUUACACAAGGCCGUGGAGGAUGCAAGGGCAGAACUGCUCAAACUGGUAGAAGAAAAGAAUGAUGAGAUCCUGCAUCAGAAUAACCACGUGGCCGACCUGCAGGUCCGAUUGGAGGAGGUCAGGACGCAGGCCCUGCAAUGGGAGUCCAAAUGGGUUCACAUCCAGAAUACGGCAGCCCAGAAGACUUUGCUUCUUGGGCAGAUCAAGAUGGCGGCCCUCAACUUGUUCCAGAUAGUCUGUAAGCAGAAGAAGGAAGUCCCUGCAUUGGCUGUGGAGGACACCGAGGAGCAGCUGGAGCAGGUGUGGGCGCCCAAAGCCCCGGAUGCACCCAAGUGUAUCUCUCAAGCUCUAGAAGUCCCUCUAUCCCAUUAUCUCCUCUGUGCUUCAAUUUGUAAAUGACCUGUUAGUUCAGGAAGUCAGAACACAGUGAAUGAUAUCCAAGUCAUACAGCUGAAUCUUGUACAAGUCAGCAACGUGGGGAAGACUCAAAAGGAAAAAGCCCUGUCCUUUAAGGGGGGUUCUGGACCUGGCUCUAUCUGUAACUUAUUCUCCAUAUAUGGGCAGGUCACUUUCUUUCCUCUGUAAAAUGAAGUCUAAAGUAGAUAUUCUCAAAGGAAACUUCUCUGCCAUGUUAGCAACAAUCCCAGUUGUCCAAUCUAAAGGCCUUUUCCUCCCUCCUCAUCC
Messenger RNA from Antechinus flavipes (yellow-footed antechinus), 1378 nucleotides. It is a transcript of the gene CFAP73, whose product is annotated as cilia and flagella associated protein 73. The record is from RefSeq and is a predicted model, not a curated record. The transcript is spliced from 6 exons. NCBI's taxonomy places the organism in Eukaryota, Metazoa, Chordata, Mammalia, Dasyuromorphia, Dasyuridae. Gene Ontology annotation, biological process: spermatid development. Bases 143 to 1093 code for a protein of 316 amino acids.